Molecule: messenger RNA, 3439 nt
Organism: Anastrepha obliqua
Lineage: Eukaryota; Metazoa; Arthropoda; Insecta; Diptera; Tephritidae
Exons: 2
Coding region: 95-2791 (898 amino acids)
Molecular function (GO): catalytic activity
Source: RefSeq, a predicted model, not a curated record
GAGCAUUAAGCGCAUAAUUCGUGUUAAGAAAUUUAAGAUAAAAUGGACCAACAUAUGGAUAUACCACCCACACGAUUCGUAAUAAUAGUACGAUAUGUUGUUUGGAAUUUGGAAUGUCUGUACUCUGUCAGAGGCUCUUAAACUCGAAGAAAUAUGUAGUGAAAUGGAUACAUAUAAUUUGGAUAUAAUCGGCUUGUCAGAGACGCGUUGGAUUGGUGUGGGUAAUAUUGAAACAAGCCGAGGUUACCAUUUUUUAUACAGUGGCAACUCUGAAAGUAAGCAGUAUGGCGUUGGCAUACUCGUUAAGCCAGCAGCUUAUAGGAGCUUUCUGGGCCACUGCCCAAUUUCGGAGCGCAUACUAACUGCGCGGUUUAAAACUGACACAGGCAAUCUUACCAUAAUUCAAUGCUAUGCGCCAACUGAGGUCAAAGAGUACCGGGAAAAGGACAAAUUCUACCAAUCGUUGGAGGAGACACUGGACGAUGUGCCAGAGGGUGACACAAUUAUAGUCGCUGGUGAUUUUAAUGCGAGAGUCGGAACAGACAAUACGCGCUUCGAACUGGUAAUGGGCAAACAUGGAAUGGGCGAAAAGUGCAAUGAUAAUGGCAAUCGACUGAAAAAUCUUGCCGAAAAUCGUAAGUUAUUCAUUGGUGGUACAGGAUUUGAGCAUGCGGCAGCCGAGAAGUAUACAUAUGUACAGAAAAGAGGGGGUCGGCAACAGAUCGAUCACAUACUAAUCAACCAGUCCCAAAAAGAACGACUCGUUGACGUACGCAAUGAGCGACAAGCGGAUAUUUACACAGAUCACUUGUUGGUGGUGGCCAAAUUAGAUUUGCAACUAUGCUUGGUGAAUAAGUUUGAAUUGAAGGCGCUUAAAGAUGUACAAAUACCCGCAAACUAUCGUUGCAAAUUAAGCGAAGCUAUCGCCUCACUAGCGACAACACCCACUUGGGCAAACAUCGAUGAGCUACUAAAGCAAGUAGCGUGUGAAACUUUGGGACAGCUUUACAAUCGCGAACAGUCAUGGUUGAGCAAAACGACCUGGGAGCGAAUUGAGAGUAGGAAAAAAUUGAUAUGUAGCCUUGAAAAAUCCGAAAAUGAAGAAGAGCGAAAGCAGAAGAGGAAGGAAUACAAAGCAAUACAGCAGGAAAUCAUGGAGCUAGCAAAAGAAGAUGAAGCACAGUAUAAUGCGACUGCAGCAAUGAGGAUCACUGAGGAGGAAAUAGCUGUGCAACUGAGAGAUUUCAGAGCGCAACAUUGUGAGUACAAGCAACUCACUGUUGCACAACCACAACUAACGCCGCUGAAGGAGCGUAAAAGUAGCGGACCCAGAAGAAGUAGUCGACAAGCAGCGCGUCGCGAAGCGCGCAUACAGAGUGAAGCAAAUAAUUGCCCGCCUACGAACGAGCUAAAGUCGAGUAUAGAAGCAGGAGCAGCAGCAACAGGUACUCGUACAACUGCUAUGCGAUCUUGUAUGGAACAGUUGAAAGAAGGGUGCACUUCAAUAGAUCAUAAAGCCCACGCUGCUCCUAUGAUCAAGCAAGAGAACGAACUAAUAAAUUUGGCGCCACCAACAGCGAAAGAAAUCGCAACUGCUGUAAAGCAAAUCAAAAUUAAAGAACCGUCUAACCCCAAAGACAUACCCAUCCAGCUGUUGCAGCACGGGCUAGACGAGUUGCUACCCAUAAUGCAGCGAAUUUUUGAAACGAUUUGGAGGCGAAAACUCACCAGCAAAUGCAAGCCGAAGGUUUUGAAGCUAAAUGCAGCGCCGGCGGUAUUACAACGCAUUUUAGUCGCCAUUAUACACCAGCGUAUGGCGCCGAUGCUCCAGAGUGCGCUACGCGUCGAGCAACGCGGCUACGGACGUCGUGCCUCCUGCAUAGACCUCGUAGUUGCUGUGCGCAGUAUUAUCAAGAAAUUGAAUGGAAAACCGCUCGUUCUGCUUUUCCUGCAUUUCGUAGCGCCAUAUGAGACUAUGCGACGCACCGCUAUUUGGAAGAGGUUACGCUUUUUGGGUAUUCCAGAAGAGCUGGUAUUACUCAUCGAAGCACUUUAUUUAACUUUUGAUGCACGCCCAGUUGGCGUGCCCGAGGACUGCGAACUGUCGCGUUUACUGUGCGCUUUAGUGUUGGAUGGUGUGCUCGCUGAAACCAACCGCAUUGUAGGCAAAGGCAUUGAAUUGACAGCAAGUCGUGUUUUGUGCGAUCUGGCAUAUGGCGAUGAUAUCUGUUUUCUUACAGAUAACCUGGAGAGUAUGCAGCGUAAAAUGGAAGUGCUUAUAAAGCAGGCUGAAAAUGUGGGGCUGCGGGUGGACUUUGACAAAACUAAAGUUAUGAGCUGGAAUGUGGAAAAUGUGGAAAAAUUAAGGGUUACAGUGGGCGAAAAAGUUUUUAGUAUAGAAAAUGUGAAGGAGCACAAUUAUUUGGGUUGUUUACUCACGAAGCAUACUAAUACAGAUGCAGCGGCAGCAGAACGCAUCGAUUUGGCACGGUGUAAAUUUAAAGAAUGGCAGACGGUUUGGGAAUCCAGAAAAUUAGUAGAGAGCGAAAAAUUAGAUAUAUUCCGAAAAAUUAUAAUGCCGGUACUUUUGUAUGGUUCGGAGGUAUGGACAUUGUCAAAACAAGCACGCACUCGAUUAGAUUAUUUUGUGGCGACAAGUCUAUUCACAAUUUGUCAACUACGUACAGAAGUGGACCAACAACAACAGCAAUGGAAGCUAGAAAUAAGUGGACGAGCGGAAAAUGAUUUAAUAAAAAUGGCGUACGAGUGGAAGCCGAAAAAAACUAAAUAAAUUGUAGGUACUUAAUAAAUCAUAAAAAAUUGGCUUCUGUACUCAAUAGAGUAUCGCAUCCAAGCGGUUCCAACGAUUCCAUUUUGUUAACAUAUAAGUUAAGCAGAAAAAUUUGCUGGCCACCUACAUAAACGAACAUGCAGAGAGCUGUCAAAUGAAAGUGUCAGUGAGCUGCUGUAAAAGCCAGUACAGUUAACAGCGAACAUCAUACACAUCGCUCGCAGUUGCUAUGCAAGUGUGAGUCGGCUGCUGUGAGAGCGACUAGAGCAGUUAACAGCAAAAAGGAAUUAAAUGUGAAAUUCACCUCCACCCAAUUAGAGGCUAAUGGGAGAUCUGUUGCAAAUGGACCACUUUGGAGAUCACUAUAGCUUUACUAUAUAAUAUUUUUGUAAAUUCUUAAUGUUAAUAAAUAAAUAUUUCAUAAUUUGUAUAUGUAUAUCCAAGGUAAGAUAUGCCCUGCUAGGGCAAUCGUCGAAAAUGUCGAUAAAAUCAGCAAAAUCGUCCUGAUAAUGCUCAGGAACUGAGGAAUAAUCAAAAAUUUUGUUUUUGUCUGGGAACGGAUUAUCCUGAAUAUAAUCUUGGAAAUUAAUAAAAAAAACCAACGCUUCGAACUUUCUACUACACCCAAUAUUUUUAAUCUAAACAAAA